CUUACGUCUAUUUACUGCCCGACUGUGGCCUCAGAUGGUACUCCCAAGACUGGUCAACUUCGCACGCUUGGUAUGGCUCCUGCUCGUUGCAUGGUACGAGCUUGGGGUUUUCUACUCCCACGCGUCAAGUUGCCCAUGGCCAGAUGAAACCCUCCGAAUCUCGACUACGUCGAUCACUUCGCCUACCCAUGUACUCAUAGUGGCAGACCCACAGAUCCUCGACCGUCGUUCAUAUCCAGACCGCCCACCGUGGCUCGUGCGACUGAGCCAGCUUAUAGUAGAUCUGAACCUGCGCAAGAGUUGGCGUGGUGUCCUGCGGCAGAACCCACAUGCUGUAGUAUUCCUCGGCGACAUGAUGGACAACGGGCGGUUUGCCAUGUCGGACGACGAAUACGAAAAGUACUUCCGAAGAUUCAAGAGCAUAUUCGCCGCAGACGAGAAUCUCCCUGUCUACUACCUCCCAGGAAACCAUGAUAUCGGACUUGGUGCAUCAUCGCCGAGAUACCAAUUCUCCGACCAUGCUCUCGAGCGAUAUGUCACACAUUUCGGCGCACUCAACCAACGCAUCAUCCUCGCAAACCACACGGUUUACAUGAUAGACGCCCCCGGCCUAGUAGACGAGGAACUUGCGCGCGUAUCUGCCGGAAUGUCCUACUCUCAAUGGGCGGAGGCCAGGCCCGACCGCACAGUCGCAUACCUACAAUCUGCAGCUCAAAGCGUGAGCGCGGAUCCCGACCAACCGACUUUGCUCUUUACCCAUGUCCCGCUCUUCCGGCCCGAACACGCAGACUGUGGGCCUCUCCGCGAGCGCGGCACCAUCCGCCAAGGAAGGGGCCUCGGGUACCAGAAUCUGCUCACGGAGCAAGCGUCACGGCUCGCACUGCAAAGCCUCCGGCCCGCCAUCAUCUUCAGCGGGGAUGACCACGACUACUGCGAACAUGUACACACCGUCCCCGUAACCGACACGAAGCGUCCGUCGCCUCCCCUCUCCGUCCCAGAGAUCACCGUCAAGUCCUUCUCGAUGGCCAUGGGUGUCCGUCAUCCCGGCUAUCAGCUUCUCUCCCUCGUCCCUCCUUCUACAGUGGGAACCAGUCCAUCCUUCGCGCACCAGCCUUGCCUCCUCCCGGACCAGCUCGGCAUCUACCUCAACGCAUACCUCCCCCUUCUCUCGCUGACGCUGAUCGUCCUCUUCGCCGCAAACGUUCGCCGUGUGCUAUUACGCCACCGCUCGGGCCGGUCCGGCGAUUCCCUGUCGAUACCCCUCGCUUCCUCAACCGAAGAGGACGACGUGAACUACGACCUUCCUCCCCCAAGCGCCUGGCGCUCAAAAGACUUCCCGCGCGCCGCUUGGUCGCGAUCAUGCACGUUCGUCCUCGGGGGCCAAGUGCGCCGCGUCACCCUUUCUCUCCCAGGCCUAGUCAGGCUCGUGGUGAGGUUCCUGUGGAGCAGCGGUGGCGGGGGAAGAGACAGCGACAGCGCGCGGAGGAGGGACGGCAUUGUGAAGGGGUUCACGAGAGACUUCUUGGAAGCUGCAUGGGCGCCUGUUGCACUGUUCGUCGCGAUUGCGUGGUGGGUUUGGUGAGCGUAUAGAGUACGUGGCGACGUUUCGGAUGUCGGGGUUGCGUUUGGGGCGUGCUCUUCGUGUGUGCACUAGUAUUGUAGCCUUGUGUUGCAACGUAAUCUAUACUGCGUAUUCGGUCCUCUGGGUCUCUCUGUCUCGAUUGCGCUUGAGCGUAGAAGCAUUUUCCUGCGCCUGGAUGGCUCGAUUCCAGAGGUCUAGGUCAAGGUCCCGCGCCUCUUCCACGACGAUGGCGCGAAGGACCAGUCGCGGGUUCACAUCCACAGGAGGGGCAUGAACGUGCACUUCCGGUAUCGAAAGUGGUUUAUUGGUCAAUUCGAGGUAGCCCAACACCAUCACGGUGGAUCUGCCUUCGCGCAGCCAGAGAGAGGCCUUCGAUGUGCUCAGGCAGAGCGAAAUGUCCACGAAGAGCGCGUCCUCGCCGUCGUGUAUCAUAAUGAUCGAAGACGUGCUGUCGUCGUGCAAUAAGCGUCCUGCGACUCUCAGCUUCCUCGAGGCGAGGAGGGAAGAGAUGGUCGACAGUCGCGUUGGUGUGCCAUGUUCGAUUUGUUGAUUCGGCAUUGGUCAGACCCGUCCCGGGAAAAAACCUCCGAAUGAAAAAACCAGACCGGCUGAAGCAGAUAUCAAGCACUGGUGCCACAGAGUGUCAAGUGUCAGCCUGGGCUGUGGGCGG
Dichomitus squalens LYAD-421 SS1 is the source of this 2252-nucleotide messenger RNA. RefSeq names its product Metallo-dependent phosphatase. The coding region runs from base 35 to 1582 and encodes 515 amino acids. Lineage: Eukaryota; Fungi; Basidiomycota; Agaricomycetes; Polyporales; Polyporaceae. Gene Ontology annotation, molecular function: hydrolase activity. Gene Ontology annotation, biological process: GPI anchor biosynthetic process. The transcript is spliced from 8 exons. The record is from RefSeq and is a predicted model, not a curated record. Gene Ontology annotation, cellular component: endoplasmic reticulum.